AUAAAUCCCAGAUGGUGCAUAUCAAUGGAAAUCCCAAAUCGAAAAAAGGGUCAUUGUCUACAGGAAAAAAAGAGAGCAAUGGGGAGAAAGCCUGGAUUUUUCUACGAUAUUGGCCGAAAGGCUCGAGAACUUCUUUACAGGGAUUAUGUUCAUCAGCCGGAAAAUCACUAUAGCUGGGGAUAUGUAGACUGCAGUUGCGAUGUUCGUUGUAAUGGUAAAUUCUUCGCAUCAAUGGCUGUUUAUGUAAUGCAGAUGGAAUUUUUUUACCAUAGACUUUCAAUUUUAUAUAACGUAAAAUGAUCUUUCAUCAUUAGCUUACAUUAGCUUAGUGUCUAAUCAUGAAUGUUCAUAUUGUCUGCAGUCCCUGAAAUGUUACCUGGGCUCGGUGCAAUUGUCCGAGUUUAUGUUCCUUAUCAGAGGUUAAGUGAGGUGAUAUAUUCAGUUUUCUCUGUUUCAAAACUUUCUUCUUAUAUAUUCAUCUUUCAUUAAUCAAAUCUGUUCAGCAGCAUGGCCAAAGAUAUGUUCUUACUUUUCCUCAUACAGGUGGAGAUUGGGUACUUGUAUGAUUUUGUCGGAAUUACAAUGGGAGCCAGUAUGACAAAUAAUCCCUUAGUGAACUUUUCCGGAGUGCUUGGAUACAGCAGAUGCUACAUUGGAACUGCAAUCGCUUUCGAUACCCAAGUCGGACAACUCCUCAAGUGUGAUGGUGGGUUGAAUUUCAAAGUUCCCUUCCUCAGAGCAGCACUACAAUUGAAAGAAAAAGGUGGAACUCUGAGUGCAUCCUGCUACACAAAGCCCCUGAGGGAUGCUGCAUUCGCGGCCGAGGUAACCCACAGAUUCGCGGACAAGCUGACGACUAUCCAAUUGGGAAGCCAGUAUGAAAUAAACGAAGCUCUGAUGAUCAAAGGCAGAGUGAGCACAGAUGGCGAUAUCGGUGCCCUGCUGCAGCUGCAAUUCUUCAAUGCAGUAUACUUAACAUUCGGAGGCGAAAUAAACGUUAAGGAUGUUAACAGUGCUAGAAUGGGCAUAGCUUGCGCUCUCAAAUACGAGAUCCCACACAUAGCUUCUGGCAAAAUUAAGUUGCCCAUUAGCAUUGGUGAGAUAGGGGGUGGAAAAGGAUGGUGUGUAACCAAAUGAGCAAUGUUUUUUUCUUCUUUUUCUUUUUAUUUAUUUUUUUCUUUUACCUUCUUCUUUUACUUCACCAUUUGGUUGUCAUUUUGAGGAGUCCAUGGACACAAUAAUUUCACCUAGAGAGAGUAAUUCACUCAUGAGCAAUUAGUUGAUUGAUGAUACUUUUCGAGCCCGGAUUUUAGUAGCAUCUUACUCUUGCAGAGAUAUUUCAAAUGUGAAUUCCUGACAUAAAAACAUCGAUAUAUCUAAA
Messenger RNA from Oldenlandia corymbosa var. corymbosa, 1381 nucleotides. Lineage: Eukaryota; Viridiplantae; Streptophyta; Magnoliopsida; Gentianales; Rubiaceae. The record is from the annotation of a GenBank genome assembly.